This is a messenger RNA of Fusarium coffeatum, 7842 nucleotides long. RefSeq lists its product as uncharacterized. NCBI's taxonomy places the organism in Eukaryota, Fungi, Ascomycota, Sordariomycetes, Hypocreales, Nectriaceae. Gene Ontology annotation, molecular function: protein binding. The coding region runs from base 1 to 7842 and encodes 2613 amino acids. The record is from RefSeq and is a predicted model, not a curated record. The transcript is spliced from 4 exons.
AUGACCUCAAUACCAAGACGAUACCGGUCGUCCACUUCGGCCUCGAACCCACCGCAAACCAAGUCCUUCGAAAUCUUAAAGGGCUUGCUUGAAGCUCUCAAUAUCGAUACGACUCUUCACCAGCAGGAUGGCUUCCCUCAAAUACCGCCAUUGUUGCGAAAAACCCGACACAUUAUACAGCAUAUCUCUGCGACACGAUCGCCCGUCCACCAAGAUGACUUCCGACAUGCAGAUGGCUUCGAGACGAUCCUUAAUCUGCUCCGAGCCUUCUCAGGCUACUACGAUCCCGAUAAAAGAAGCGACGCGGACAUGCUUGCUCUGUUCAAGUUGCUAGGAGACUGUUUGAACCUCUUUUCAGUUGCCCUACAUGGACAUGCAGGCAACCGACGCUAUUUCCGAUACAAGGUUGAAGGAGGCGGAUGGGAGGCUCUGGAACAAGUCAUCGCAAGCAUAGGACUCGGCGGGGCUGAACCUGAUGCUUGGAUAAGCUGUCAUGUUUUUGGCAAGCUACUAGCUUUCUCUCUGGACGACGAAGCUCUCGAUCUCCUUUGUCAAUCGAUCGCGAAAUCACUACGACCGGACGACGAUAACUCCCCCAAAGAGGAUGAAAGCGACAGCGCCGAAGAGCAAUGGGAUCUGGUGUUGGCCAAGUCUGCAGAAAACAUUACGCCCGGCGUGAGGGAAGUCGUGAAUGCCAAGACUAUAAUACGACAUCCCGAGAUUUUGCGAGCAGUUGUCAGUUUCUGGACCGCUAUUCCUCGAAUGAAAGAUGGCCUCGCGAACCCGGCUUCUUUACUUGUCCUCGAGACAAUCCAUUGUGCUAUCUCAGUUUCUAUAUAUAACCGAGCCGCAGUCCACUCGACAGGCGCCUUAUCGCAGUUCCUCCGGGUCGCUUUCAAUGCCGAUUCAGCUCUUAGCCCACCUGAGCGGGAGAAGGUGUUGGCGAUCUGCAAGAUACUCAUGUACUUGGGUGUGAAUGAGCCGGCCGACACUCAAUUCUUACUAUCGACGCCCGGCUCAGAGGCAUCCGAAUUCUGCUUGCAGAUGACAUCGAAACAUACAGGUCCUCCGUUCUUCCAAUUCGACUUAUCUCUGCAUGGCCAUUCGUCGCUCGAGCUAUCCAGUCUUGGUCGUUCUUUUCCACCGCAAUCUAGUGCUGGUUACACCUUCACGGCCUGGAUUCGAGUAGACAGCUUCGAUCCUACUGCACACACAACGAUAUUCGGCGUCUUCGAUUCCACGCAAUCAUGCUUUCUGCUUAUGUACCUCGAGAGGGAUACCCACAACUUUAUCCUCCAAACAUCUGUUACUUCAAACAAGCCUAGCGUGCGCUUCAAGUCUGUUUCGUUCAAGGAGAAGAAAUGGUACCACAUCGCCAUUGUGCAUCGCCGACCCAAGACGAUGGUCACUAGCAAGGCGUCUUUGUAUGUCGAUGGCGAAUUCUCCGAACAAAUACGCUGCAAUUAUCCUCAUCUGCCGCCCCUGGCCACUGGUGCUCAUGACAGUUUCGCCUCAUUCAACUCGAACCAGAACAAGACAAACCCUGUACAGGCUUUCGUCGGUACCCCAAAGGAUCUCUCUAACCAAAUAGGACCCGGUUUGGUCUUUUCGCGGUGGUCGCUUGCUUCGGCGCACUUAUUCGAGGAUGCUUUGAGCGAUGACUAUUUGGCGGUCCAUUUUGGUCUGGGGCCACGAUACCAGGGUAACUUCCAGGACAGCCUGGGCGGCUUCCAGACUUAUGAAGCAUCAGCUACUCUGGGCCUUCGCAACGAGAUUGCGCAUCCUGGAAAGGGUGAGACUUCGGACAUCAUCAGAGCUGUCCGUGAGAAGGCUGGUUCACUACUACCUGAAUCCAAGAUCUUGCUUAGCAUUCUUCCUUCCGCCACGUUCCCUGAAAAUGUGCAAUUCUACGAUACCGGACUUUUGCGAUCACUUCCACGGAAUUGCGCCCGCAACCUCUUUAGGGCAUCCAACCAAGAGGGUGCACCUCUAGCGAUCAACUGUGCUGUUCCCAGUCUACCAGACUCACUGUUCCGUGUUCAAGGUCUUCUCUCAUUCCGCGGCAACCCCAUCGUCGCUGUGCCAUCCUAUCUGGACGAGAACCUAUGGCGAUUGGCCGGUUUCACACCACUGGCUCUGAAGCUCUUUGAGAGAGCGUCUUCAAUCGAAGAGACAGUGCGAUCAGCGGAAAUGCUGUUUUACUGCAUUCGUCAGAGCUGGAGAAACAGUGAAGCUAUCGAGAAGGACAACGGAUACGGUAUAUUGGCCAUGCUCCUUCGUGUGAAGCUGGGGUAUGACCGUGGUACUAGUGAUUCAACGGUUACCCGACUACAAGUCUCGAAUGACGAUCGCGAUCGACUUGCCUUCCAGCUACUCAGUCUGAUCCUUGGCUUCGUUGGAUACAACCACAUGGAACCCAUGGAGUCGUUCAUCAUCAACCCUCUCGCCUAUCGUGUCCUGCUCAUUGAUCUUGACAUUUGGCGGAAGUCGGCGCCUCGGAUCCAAGAGCUGUACUACAAACAGUUUGUGACUUUUGCUGUCAAUAGCAAAUAUCAUGAGUUCAACAGCCGGAGGUUAAUCAGGAUGAGAAUCGUCAAGAGGCUGCUUGACGCUAUGAAAGGAGAGGUCGUUUCUGAGGACACGAUAUCUCAUUUCAUGGGCGCCUUCGAAAUCCUCGUCACUUCCAACUUUAGUCAAGAGGUCAUGAGAUCUUUGUCGCUUUUCAUCACCUACGCUUUUCACACCCAACCUUUACCAGUCAACAGAAGCCCACGGGCUCUAUCGAUUGUUUCAAGAAACGGUACUCCAGUUCCUAGGCGGAGAGGAACGCCGACCGAUCCAACCGCAGCUGGAAUUGCUUCUGGCCUGAAGUUCUUGACUAAGAAGCAGCUUGGUGUCAAGGUACUCAGCAUGUACUCUCGCAUAUUGUGCGAAAAGGGCAACACCACACACAUCAAGAAGUUUGCUAGAACUGUUACAAAUAAGUGGCUCCUCUACCUUCUGGCUGAAAACGACCCGGAAAUCGUCGUUCAUGGUUGCAAGAUUCUGGCACGUCUUCUGGUUACGCAUGGCUCCAACUACACAUCAAAGUUUGCUGGAAAGUCGGGAGGUUUUGUCAUCAUGUCCAACAGACUCAAGCGGUUCUGGGACAUGCCAACUUUAUGGCCCAUUUGCUUCAGUAUCCUGUUUGGCUACGAUGUUGCCGAGAUCAAUUUUGAUAGGAACUUUGACUUCUUCAACCUCCUAGAGACGUUUGGCAAACGCAAGGUUGUGUACCCCGAAUCUUUGUCCGUCAUUACCGCAAUGCUGCAGCAUGGAUUGAAAGAUGUGAUGCGAUACCAGGAUGAUCCAGAUUCACCAGCAACACAUGUCGCUCCAACGCCUGCUUUGAAGAAGCACGCGUCCGCCAAAGAACUUCGCCCCGAGAUGCGACCGCGAGCAAGCUCUAUGAAUCUGACAACUGCCCUUGCGACACGAUCUAACUUCACCCGUGAUAGCGAAAGAGUCGCAAGCUAUGCUGGAGUUUUACACACCGUGAUUAAAUUCCUCCUCGAUCUCCACGAGCGCUCGACGGAGUUCAGGGACUUCGCUUUGACAUCUGAGUGGGUGAGGCUAUUGUUGUCGGCGCUUUACCCGGUCAUUGUCAGCGCUGAUGCGGUAACGCCUGAGACUGAGCUGAACUCUGGCGACACGGCCUUGACAUUCGAAGGAACAGAUGUUAUCAUCCGGCCCAUCGCUGGUAGUGGUUCCCAUGCUACACCAAUCGUCCGAACGACAAGCGUUGAUCCAGUCCCGUCACCUCAGUCGACACCACCUAAGGGCACACCGCUGAGGAGAGCAUCGUCGUUCAUUCUGCUCACUCAGCAGAAGUCACCUGUCGGUCCCAGUCCGGCUCGCUUGAGUCCUGCUUUACCAUCACCGAGGUUGACGCCCAGCAAUAGACCGAGCAGCGACAUCUUGGACGGACUUAUGGAUCUGGUGGUGAGCGUCUUCAUGGAUCAGCUUCUAUCACGAAAAGACUUUACUGGAUUUGGCUUGUUCACCAAGGUCCCUCCUGGUUUCCGAGAGCACCAAGCUUAUUUCGAGUCUUACAUCCUGAAGCAUGUAAUUGCCCAACUGGAGAAGAACAUCCAAUCCAACCAGAAGGCAAUCUGCGAGCCUCGUGUACUGACGAACAUCUCACGACUCUGCCAACACAUGUCGGAAGCCAUCUUCGAAGGAUGGUUCAUGAAUGGGGCUGAGGUCAUGAUUGACUUUAUCGGGAUGCUUCUUGAAUUCUUGCAACGGCCUGACAUCGCAUCUCUCAAGAGUGUCCGACUUUGUAGCCAGGCGGUCAAUAACAUCCGUUGUUGCCUUCUGAGGAUAAUCCUUCUUCGAUUGUCAGAUCUCGACAGUCCAGAGACCACGCUCGUUGAAGCUAAGCAGUUCAUGGGCAAGAUGGCGUACUGGCAAAUGUCAAUCCUUGGUUCAUUUACCAAUGAAGAUCAAUUCCUCAAGCUUUUCUGGUACCAGCUCUAUACCAAGCUCAUCAGCGACAAGAUGCCCCUUCGAGUUGCCGCAGCAAACUUCUUGCGUAUCAUCUUGGUACAGAAACCGGAGGAAUCUACUGAGCUCAUUCAUGCAUGCAUGUCACCGGAUCAGAAGCAGCUUUCUAAGGACUUCCAGCAAUUGACCGGUGUUGAUGACGAUACAUUCGUGGAGUGGGUUGACAAGCAUCGCCCAUCGUUGGAUGUACUGUUCUUCGGCGGUAUGUCCAAGACAUGGGAGGACUUUGUCAGCUCGGAGAAUGUCCGUACUGCAGAAACAGCCAAGGUCCGGUUGACCAAACGAAAAGAUAAGCUUAGAGCGUGGCACGCGGAGAGCAUCACCACAGAGAAGACCCUGCUCAGUCAUGACAUUGGCAAUAGUGCAUGGAUGAAGAGUAUCUAUAACUCCGAGUACUUCAAGUACCAACGAAUUAUGCAAGAUCAACAGGAUGAUCUCGUGUUUCUGAGUGAUGCUUACAAGAAGAUGGAAAGAGACCUGAUGCGACCUGGCGCAGUCUUUAGCGAAGCGGCGCCACCCAAAUGGAAACUCGACCGAACAGAGGGACGAAACCGGAUGAGACUCAGGGUUCUUCCCGACUUUGCAAUGAGUAAGGAUGAAUAUCAGCCCAAGAGGAAGGCGAGCGAAGUCUUGCAGAGUCUUCGGAUCAAUACGUCGGCCAGCCCAGCGCCCUCGAUUGUCACGUCCGCGGUCUCGCCAACCAAGUCAAGCACUCCCGCACCCAUAGAAGGGAACAACGGACCGCUUCAGUUGACCGAAGAGCCUGAGAGUACUGAGUCAGGAGAACAGCCUGCCUCUGGUGUCGCGCCUGAAGAUGACUUCGAGCUUGUAGACGACCCCAACGAUCCGAACGAGGGAGACGAAAAUUUUGAGGACAAGAACCGUAAGGUGAUGCGACGACUGGAACGUGGAGACCAGGUUCAGUCUGCAUACAAUGUCUCGCGCAUCAUUGGACUGGAGGCUUGUGAGGGUAUUCUCAUCAUCGGCAAGGAUGCACUUUAUAUCAUGGACAACGUGUUUCAGUGCGCUAAUGGCGAUAUUGUCAACGUCUGGCAAGCUCCGCCUGAAGAGCGUGAUCCUUUUUCUCAGAUCGUCACUGAUGCCAAGACAUCUGAGAAGAGACAGAACAAUAAGGAGCAAGAGUCGAGGCAUUGGCGAUGGCACGAUGUUAUCAGCAUCUCAAAACGCCGGUUCCUCUUCCGAGAUGUUGCGAUUGAGGUCUUCUUCACCGAUGGCCGCAGUUAUCUUCUGACCACUAUCAACCCCGCGGUUCGGGAUAAUCUGUUCGUCAAGAUGCUCAGCAAGGCACCUCACACCAGUGGCGCCAAUACUCUUCCCAAUCCCGAGGAUGCUUGGCGUUUGGAGUCUCUGAAGGUCGUCGAUGAAUCGCCUCAAGGAUUUGGUUCCAAGUUCGGUACCUUCUUCAACUCGUCACCUUGGAAUCCUAUUCUCAAGAGGUGGCAGAAGGGCGAAAUCUCCAACUUUCACUAUCUCAUGAUGGUGAACACCAUGGCUGGCAGGACCUUCAACGAUUUGACCCAGUACCCAGUGUUCCCAUGGGUCUUGGCCGAUUACACCAGCGAGGAUCUGGACCUUGAUGACCCCAAUACGUUCCGAGAUCUAUCCAAACCAAUGGGCGCGCAAACACCACACAGAGUCGGAGGGUUUGUCGAGAGCUACAAUGCUUUGGAGGAGAUUGGUGAGGUUCCUUUCCACUAUGGUACACACUAUUCUUCUGCCAUGAUUGUGUCUUCAUACCUUAUCCGUCUACCACCCUUCGUUCAGUCCUACAUCCUGCUCCAGGGAGGAAGCUUUGAUCACGCAGAUCGUCUCUUCCAAUCCAUCCCAGAAGCAUGGAAGUCUGCCUCGUGCAAGAACAAGACUGACGUGAGAGAACUCAUCCCCGAGUUCUACUGCCUUCCCGAAUUCUUGACCAACGUCAAUGGCUACAACUUUGGCAAUCGCGAAAGCAACGGCGUUAAGGUCGAUCACGUUGAGCUUCCCCCAUGGGCCAAGGGUGACCCUAGGAUCUUCAUCUCCAAGCACAGGGAAGCAUUAGAGAGCCCAUACGUGAGCGAGAAUCUGCACCAGUGGAUUGAUCUCGUCUUCGGAUUCAAGCAGCGAGGCGAGGCGGCGGUAGAGAACCUCAAUGUCUUCCAUCAUCUCUCUUACCGUGGCGCGACAGACUUGGAUAGCAUCACCGAUGCAAAAGAGAGAGCUAUUAUGGCUGGUGUUAUCCACAACUUUGGACAAACGCCUCAUCAAGUGUUUAUGAAGUCCCAUCCGGUUAGAGAGCAUAACCGAUCUCCGGUUAGACGAUUGGACACGAGUGUGUUCUCGUUGAGCUGUUUGCCGCAUCCCCUUCUUGAAAGCCACGAGCGUGUAGCUUCCUUGAUCUACGCACCUAAGCUGGACCGCUUACUCUGCGCCUCUCCGUUCCGCCUCAAUUUCCCACCAUACGACAAGUUCUUGGAAUGGGGAUAUGCCGACAACAGUAUCCGCUUCUUCUUCAGCGACAAUCGAAAGGUAAACCGACACCAUACUCCCAGCUCAAGUCGCCUCGCUAACUCGACAAAGCCCGCUGGCCUCUUUGAGAACCUUCAUAUUGGACAAAUCUCUUGCGCCUGCUUUGCUGACUCAAAGACAUUGAUCACCGCUGGCGAGGACUGCGUUGUAUCAGUGUACGCACUUCAGACCUCACCUGGCAAGCCAGUUGAGCUACUUCCAAGGUCCAGUUUGUUUGGACACAAAUUCCCUGUCACAACAAUUGCAGUCAGCAAAGCUUUCUGUACUCUGUUGACGGUAUCUGCGGAUGGCCAGGCGUUCUUGUGGGAUCUCAACCGUCUAUCGUUCAUUCGCAAGCUACCUUUGGUGCGCCCCGUCGAAUCUGCGCGCAUCAAUGACAUCUCUGGCGAGAUUCUUCUAUGCUCUGGACCGAACGUGAUCCUAUACACUCUGAACGGCACAUUGCUUCUGGAACAAAACGUCUGCUUUGAACAAGACGACUACAUCCACUCAUGUGCAUUCUAUGAAGGCGCUGGAAAUGAAUGGCUCGAGAACUACCUGAUCUUCACAGGCCACAAGCGCGGCAAAGUCAACAUCUGGCGGCGUAGCAUCGUCGGCAAUCGAUGGACUCUGGAACUAUACAGAAAGCUGGACCACGUUGACUACAAGAACGAGAAGGGCGCCAAUACAGAGGCGGGUAUGACAUGCAUCAGCCCAAUGCCAACAUGCGUCUACACAGGUGAUGAUGACGGACGAGUUUACGAAUGGAAUCUAGUGAACAGGGAAAGAUAG